Molecule: messenger RNA, 3515 nt
Organism: Bacillus rossius redtenbacheri
Lineage: Eukaryota; Metazoa; Arthropoda; Insecta; Phasmatodea; Bacillidae
Product: sodium/potassium/calcium exchanger 3-like
Exons: 9
Coding region: 38-1576 (512 amino acids)
Biological process (GO): calcium ion transmembrane transport; intracellular calcium ion homeostasis
Cellular component (GO): plasma membrane
Molecular function (GO): calcium channel activity; calcium, potassium:sodium antiporter activity
Source: RefSeq, a predicted model, not a curated record
CGCAGCUAUUGAUAGCGUGGUCGAACGUACUCUCACCAUGCGAUCCAACUACGCCAAAAACGCGAUUUAUUGUAGGCUGCUGCUGCUGGUGGCUGUGCCGACCUUGUACUACGUGGCUGUGGGACCAGCGCCGCGCCCUGCACCGCAAUACACAGACACAUACGAGAGUGCAAGAGGAGAGAGCAGUGCAGGUGGCAGGCGCCUGCUGUGGCAGGCCAACAACUGCACACCGCCGGCCAUCCUGGACUUCCCGCCGGACCUGUUCACGCCGCAGCAGAGGCGCUCCGGAGCAGCAGUGCUGCAUGCAGUGCUCGCCUGCUACCUGUUCGUGCUGCUGGCUACCGUGUGCGACGACUACUUCGUGCCUAGCAUUAAGAAGAUAUGUCGCUUACUGAACAUGUCGGACGAUGUGGCGGGAGCCACCUUCAUGGCUGCAGCCACCUCCAGCCCCGAGCUCUUCAUCAACUCAGUCGGCACGUUCAUCACGGAAGGAGACAUAGGCGUGGGCACCAUAGUUGGCAGUGCGGUCUUCAACAUCCUGGCUGUGCCGGCUUGCUGCGGCCUUUUCGCAGGCCAGGUGUUGGUUCUGGACUGGUGGCCCCUGAGCCGCGACUGCCUCAUGUAUGGAGUGACGGUGUGCAUGCUGAUACUGACUCUGUACGACGAGCGUGUAUACUGGUACGAGGCGCUGCUGCUCGUGAGCGCCUACACGCUCUACAUCUCAGCGAUGUACUUCAACGAGGCGAUCAGCGGCUGGUUCCGUCGCUGCUGCCGCAAGCCGUACACCGAGGUGGUGGUGUGCGGGGAGGAGGAGGCCCUGCUGCCCGACUCAGAUAAACUGCAAAAAGUCUACACAACAGGCAAUGAAGAAAAAAAUGCAAUGUUUACAGAACCAAAUGGAGCAAAAGACGUGGAAGACUGUGAUGAUGUCUCUAGCCCGUGGACCUGGCCCCAGGCUGCCACACUGGGCGUGAAGCUCUGGUGGCUGUUCACGUGGCCUAUCAUGUUCGUGCUGGCCAUCUCCGUGCCUGACUGUCGCCGGAGUGCCUGGCGGAGCUGCUACCUGCUCACCUUCUUCAUGUGCAUCCUGUGGAUCGGCACAACAUCAUACACAGUCGCGUGGAUGAUAACUGUUAUUGGGGACACGCUGCAGAUACCUGACUCGGUGAUGGGGAUCACCUUCCUGGCCGCGGGCACCAGCGUUCCUGAAGCAGUCUCCAGCGUCAUUGUAACCAACCAAGGUCACGGUUCAAUGGGGAUCAGCAAUUCCAUCGGCUCCAACACAUUUGACAUCCUUCUGUGCCUAGGGCUUCCAUGGCUUCUCAAGUCUACAUUCUUACCCGUCAUCCCAGGACAGCACUACGUUAUCAUAAACUCCAAAGGGAUUGGAUACAAUGCUGGCUUGCUAAUGUCCACACUCUUGCUGCUGUACGUCAGCUUCGCCACCAACGAGUUCAAGCUGGACCGCAAGAUUGGUAUCAUCACCCUGUUCAUAUAUUUGGGCUUCCUCACGCUCGCCUCGCUCAUAGAGUUGAAUGUGUUCUUCCCCGUAAACUUGCCAACCUGCCCUUCUUGACCUGACUUGCACAGCCUCACAUAGAGCUAAACAUAUAAUUCCCUGCAAACUUACCAACUGGUCUUCUUGACUGGCCUUGUAAUGUCUAGCUCAUCGAGCUGAACAAGAUCUUUCCCGUAAAAUAACCAAACUUCCCUUCUUUAGAUGCCUUGCACAGCCUCGUUCAUAAAACAGAAUCACUUAUUCCCCGUCAACUUGUAAACAGGCUCUUCUUGACUUGCCUUGCACAACUAACCUUAUCAAGCUAAGCAUGUUAUUCUCUAUGAACUUUCCAACUUGCUAUGCUAGAUAUUCAUUUCACUGCCUCACUCAUAAAGCUAAAAAUUAUUUUUACCAAAAUAUUGUCAAGCUGCCUUUCUUGAUUUGCUUAACAAAAUUACCGCUUUUCGAGCUAGGCAUGUUCUUCCUCAAAAACUUGACAACUUCUCUAUAUUGACAGGCCUUGCAUAGCCUCGCUCAUCCAACCGAACAUGUUCUUCCCAAUGAACAUUUUAAACUGCAAUUCGAGAUAUACCUUGGACAAAAUCGCUCAUCCAGCGGAACACGUUCUUCACCAUUAACUUUUAAACUUUACCUUCUUGACUUGCCUUGAAAAGCCUCGCUUGUCAAGCUAAGACUUUUUUCUCUCAUAAACUUGCCAACCGCACUUUUGACCUUCCUUGCACAGAUUAUCUCAUUGAGUCGAGCAUGUUCUUCCCAAUGAUAUUGCCGUCUUGGCUUUCUCAACCAGUCGGCGUGUUUGACUUCUGAAACUUGCUCACCUGCACUUUUGGCCGGCAUUGCAUAGCCAUGCUCACUGAGCUGAACACAUUUGUUCCCAUGAACAUGCACAGCCCAGCUUAGCGAUCUGAUAAUUUUCUUUGCUCUGAACUAUUCUAAUAUUAUCUUUCUUUCUCUUUUUUACUUAUUAUAAGUUAAAAGUAUCAUUUCCCUAUUCAAGUUAAUCUUCGUGCAUUCGCAAACCUAUUUUACUAUAGAAUUUUAGCAUAAUAAUUGAAAGUUUUACUGUUAAAUCAGAAUACAUAAAUAUUUUUAUAUUUUUAGUUUUUUCCGGAUGAUUCAUUUACAUAAAAAAUUUAUUUAUUUAUUAUAAUUUACUUUUUAUUUACACGUGGCAGUUGUACUAGUUUUAAUGUCAAAUGGCAACAGAAAUCAUUAUGUUAUAUAUUUUUUUUUGUUUGGUGAAUAUUUGUUCACAUUAGUCAAAGAGAAUGAUUUUAUACCAUUUUUAAAAAUACAAUAGACUUUAAAUUAUUUUUUAAUUACCUUCUUGUCUUAUUACAUGUUUGUAUUCAGGUGUGUGUGGUUUAUAUCCCUAUUAAACCCACUUAUACAAAUUUCAUACACAUAAAUGUUUAAUUCUUUUGAUUUAUUUUACUAUGUUUUAUCAUAGUUGCUUUGUCCAAACAACAAUAUUUAUGCUCUAAAUAACAAGUUAUGCAAGCUCGCAAAAUACCCAUUGCAUUAUAUAACAAACUAAUCGAUUCUUUAAUUAUGCUCAGUGUUUAAAAUAAGUUUAAACUUAAAACUACACUGUUAUAUUGACUUUUUGGGUUAAUAUUUAUGUGUGCAUUUUUUGUCCAAAUAAUUUGCAAGAAUGUCUUAUAUAAUAAGCAAAAAUUCUAAUAAUUGGGGAUCUAAUAUUAAAACAAGUACAUUAUAUGUAGAAUGCAAGUGGCUGCGUUUGCUAUGUUCAACAACAGAUAUUUUUUUUUCUUUAAGGAUGUGCUUGUGAAGAUAAUAAUUGUUACACACGUUUGUCUUAGAACUAUCAAGUUAUCACCGUAGAAAAUUAUUUGCGUAAUUGUGUAAGUUUCAGUGUUUUACAUAAUAUUUGAAUGAUUUUUAAUUGAGUGAAAAUUUUUGUUUUGACUGAUGUGGCCUGAAUAUUACUGUAAACACCUAAAGUAUUAUAAUAAAAUAUUACUGUUACAUAAAA